Messenger RNA from Clarias gariepinus (North African catfish), 3039 nucleotides. RefSeq names its product secretogranin III (gene scg3). The transcript has 12 exons. The record is from RefSeq and is a predicted model, not a curated record. Gene Ontology annotation, cellular component: secretory granule membrane. Bases 123 to 1586 code for a protein of 487 amino acids. Gene Ontology annotation, biological process: protein localization to secretory granule. Lineage: Eukaryota; Metazoa; Chordata; Actinopteri; Siluriformes; Clariidae.
GGUGCAACCCCUCUGUCUCUCUCUCUCUCACACACACACACACGCGCGCGCGCGCUGAUCCGCGCGCUGCUUUAUAAACGGGCCAUCGCGCGCUCCGCCAUUACAGAACCAGGGGCACGAGCAUGAGGAUGAUGAUGAUGAUGAAGGCUGUGAGGAUGAACACAGUGUGGGCUUUUCUUCUCCUCUCCAUCACUACUGCACUUUUACACCAGACACAGGCCUUUCCCACUCCUCCUGCACCUCAAGAUAAAGCAGAGUACAGCAGACAGCUAACAGAGGAGAGACCGCUACAGCAGCAGAUUGCAGAAGCCGACAGUGGAAGUAAGACAGAGCUGAAGCCCACGCAGCCUUCUGAGUUUAGUCCAGACGACGAUGACAUCACGCUGCUGAAGUCUCUGGCCGAGAAGUCCAGAUCGCAGAACAACCAAACGCCAAAAUCAGUCUCGACAGAUGAUCACUACACACACGACGAGACAGAUUCCACCAAGAGCAGGAGGCUAGCGGACGACUACGACACAACCAAGAACGGCAUCAACAGAUACCAAGCUGAACCGGAGAGCUUGCACCAGCUGGACGGAACUCCGCUCACUGCCGAGGACAUCGUCCAGAAAAUCGCCAACAAAAUCUACGAAGAGGACGACCGCGGAGUCUUCGACAGAAUCGUCUCCAAACUCCUCAAACUCGGUCUGAUCACUGAAAGUCAGGCUGACACUCUGGAGGUUGAGGUCGCUGAAGCUCUGCAGGAUCUGAUCACCAAAAACGCCAAGAACAACGAGAUCCAGGAGCUGAACAACAACAAAAACAGGGAUGAGGAGGAUCGUCCCAGUCGUCGGUUUGAUGACGACGAUGAUGAGGAGAACGUUGACGAUGCCGGUGAUGGUGGUGAUGAUGUCGUUGAUGAUGAUGAGGAGGGUGGUGAUGAAGAGCAGGAGGAGGAGGUCCGAGAUGCUGACGGGAACUGGGAUGGAGCGAGCGAAGGAAACGACAGGAACGAAGUGAACCCAGAGGAAGAACUGCAGGACCUGCAAUAUUUCCCAAACUUCUACAGACUUCUGAAGAGCCUCGACUCAGAACAAGACGCUGAAGAAAGAGAGACCCUCAUCACCAUCAUGAAGACACUCAUUGACUUUGUGAAGAUGAUGGUAAAGUACGGCACCAUCACACCUGAGGAGGGCGUGUCCUACCUGGAGAAUCUGGACAACAUGAUCGCCACGCAGACCAAGAACAAGCUCGGGAAAGCGCUGGGUCCCGUCAGCAUCACGCCCCCUACAGUGACAGACGAGGACGACAACACGAAAGAGGAAACCGCCAAAAUGCUGAGGGAAUAUGAGAACCUGAAGGACUCAACCAAGGAGGAGAGAAAGGCAGUGGAGAACGGUCACACAGGAAAGUCCGAGUCGUAUCUGGAGGCAAUCAGGAAGAACAUCGAGUGGCUCAAAACACACAAUAAAGACGAGAACAAAGAGGAUUACGAUCUGUCCAAGCUCAGGGACUUCAUGGACCAGCAGGUGGACACCUACAUCGAGAAGGGGAUCCUGAAGAAGGACGAAGGAGACGUCAUCAAGAGGAUCUACGGGAGCCUGUAGGCAUAAUGCUGCGUGUUCACGACGUCACCGUUACCGUAACCGUGGGCGGAGUUAGCCUGAUGUAUUACAUCAUACAGUAGCUUUCUAAAUUAUACAACAACAACAAAAAAAGAGCUGAACGUUUUAUUAACAGUUAACGAAUAUAUCAAAGCGCACUACGAAGACAACGCAAAAUAAUUAGCAAUAGUCGAUUAGGCCUGUAAGGAUUAAAUACGCGUAAGAUACAAUAAUCUGAAGUGUAAGAUAUUUACGGUUUAUCUUUAGACUCUGAAUUUCAGAAUGACUUUUACACGCUUUCGAUCUUUCGCUUUCUACACACUCGUUUCUUUAACCACUAUUUUUUUUUCUUUGUAUUUGUCACGUCACGUGUCUGUAUGGCGGCUCGAUAUUCAUCACUGUAUGUACCGUACCUUCCUGGUUGUUUAACGAAAGAUCGUAUGAUGGAUGAUAUGAAGGUUAUGAAUGUUAGCUAGCUAGUUAAUCGCACUAACUUUAGCAAUGCACUAAGUUUAAAAAAGUUCUAUUUUAUGUUAUUUAUUGGUAAGUUACACUUUUACAGAUUCUAUAGGAACGUUACCUAUAAAGUUAGCUAGUUUAGCGUCACAUCAACAUUACUAACAAUUUUCCGUAACAAUAUGUAGCUGGAGUUUUUCAGCGGAUGAUAAUUGUCUGGCGGUUGUUACAGGAGCUUAGUCGCUAACAUUACUAUAGACAUCAUAACGUAAAAACGUAAGAAUAGAGUAUGUGACCAACUAUUUCACGGGCGUGUACACAUACCUCAGGCUAAAACUAACAGAAGUGCACUGCUUACAAUAGCUAUUUACCUAGCUAGCUUUUUAUUAUUUUCUACGUGGUACUUUUAGGCCGGGAAGUCAUGUUUAUUACAAUUCAAGUCAAAACAUUAACAUUCGCCAACUCGGCUAGCUACUUAACGUGGCGCUGGCAAGCCUACGGAUUUGCAGUAGCUUGAUCAACUUACUCUUUAUUCAAUUGUACAAGAUUUAACAGCAACCUUUAAAUAAAAAAAUAACCAUGACAACCACGCUAACUUUCAUUAUUAACACACAGCUGCCGCGUAAUCUUUUGCGACGUUGUUAACAUUCCAAGACUAGACAACACCACCAGGGGGCGCUGAUUUACCGAAAUAAAAAAUUAAAACACACACACAAUGCUUUGUUUUUGUUCGUUUGCGGUAAAAAAAUACGCGUCUCUGUAUUAGCAUUUUAUCUCCGUUUAGGUUUAUUUAAAAGUUUAACCAACCAAAAUGACGAUGGUUUCCUGAUUUGUUUCUGUUUCUAGUUUUUUCCACCCUCUCUCUCUCUCUUGCUCUUGGAUUCUCUAACCGUGACUAACACAGUCGAGUAUUUUUCAAUGUAAAUAUGGCGAGUUUCUUCUCCUCUUGUUUGUUUGUUUUUUUUUUUCCAGAAUUGCGAAUAAACAUUGCAUUUCUGUA